AUGCCCGCUUCCACUGACGAGUCAUGGCGUCGUUCUGACCUCCAUGAACAGGUGCAAGACAUGAUCUCGAAAUACGAAUCUAUCAAACCCAGCCACGCCCUGCGCUACAUCAUCGGCACUUCCAAGCUCUACGUCCUGUUCUGCGAGCUCAUCGAACACCACAUUGGCAUAAUCCUGAGCCGCUCCCAGGAAAUAGAAGAUGGUCACAUCACCGUCUAUGACAAGUGUCUGCUAGACCUAUGUGGCAAUGGUCGCGAGGUGCACAGACAAGCCGGCCAGGAGCUCUACAUUCGAGAGUUUUUGGGGAUUGAUCCCGAUUCGCUUGUGGAGCGUGACGUUGAGGAGAUGCUGGAUAGAGAGAUUUUGGCUAGGGGAGUGUUUGUGAGAUCUUCUCGUCCCCUGACGCCCGCCUGUCCUCGCUCAGUCAGCGCAGAGGACGAGAAAGUCAAUAUCGCAGCUCCUCCACUUGAGGACCACGGCCCACCAUUCAGCACGACAAGCUCAGAUACGUACGGGACCAAUUUCGCCAGAAACUCCGCUGUCAAUACCAACAUCAAACGCAUGCUGCAUAUCUACUUUGAGGCAAAGAGCGACUUCUACAGAAUCGAAUCAUCACAAUCACCACCAUCAUCAUCAGAUGAUUAUCAAAGGAUCGCCAACGCAGCCAAAUUCCUGCGAGACAGCGCCGAAAAUGCACUUGACUACCUCCAGGCGCAGGAUCUCAUUACCUCGCACUGCGAUGAGUUGAUGGCAGAGCUGCAGGCUGUAUUCAAGUACGCAAAGAGCAGGGCAAUUGAGUGUCUAGGGGGCAGAAAGCGGCGGUUUGAGAUCGAGGGUAGGAACAGGUACUACUACAAUAGCAACAAGCCCUCGUCGCUAUCACCAGCACGAGAAGCGAGAAGAGGCAGUUUCAGAUCUGAUGACAGGGUUCAGGACAGUCCCCAGCCUAGAAUACAUCGUCGUGUGGCUGAUCGGUACUCUGGUUCGGGCUCGCAUCACCAGCACCUGUGGCAUCCGUAUGCUAGGCAUGAGGGAUCGCGGUCGAGGCGCAGUGCUGCGGACAGAAAGUCAUUCUAA
This is a messenger RNA of Talaromyces atroroseus, 1077 nucleotides long. RefSeq lists its product as hypothetical. The transcript is spliced from 2 exons. The record is from RefSeq and is a predicted model, not a curated record. Bases 1 to 1077 code for a protein of 358 amino acids. Lineage: Eukaryota; Fungi; Ascomycota; Eurotiomycetes; Eurotiales; Trichocomaceae.